AUGCUCGAUGCGAGGAGUGUUUUCGGCGUUGACGGCAUUGUAGCCGUCGUGACCGGCGGGGGCACAGGCAUCGGUUGGAACAUGGCUGAAGCAUUGGCCGUCAAUGGCGCUCGCAAGGUAUAUCUCCUCGGUCGUCGUCCCGAUGUGAUCAAGCAAGCCGCCGCAAAGCACCCAGAUGUCAUGGUCCCCAUCGUCUGCGAUGUGACUUCCAAAGAAUCCCUCCAGUCCGCUGUAGACCAAAUUUCCGGAGAGACCGGGUAUAUAAAUCUCCUGAUCGCGAACAGCGGCAUCACUGGACCGAGGAACACUUACGAUUCCUCCUUGUCCGUGGGCGAACUCCGUACGCAGCUUCUCGGUCCUUCAAUGGAAGAUUUCACUCAGACGUUCAACGUGAACGUCACCGGGGCCUGGUUCACCAUGGCGAGUUUUCUGGAGUUGCUGGAUGCGGGCAACAAACACGCUGUAUCCGGCGAAGCUGGGGCCUUUGGCGCACCCAUUAACGGAAAUAAGAGCCCGAGCAUCCAGAGCCAAGUCGUCUUCGUCGCGAGCCUGGCGGCGUUCUCGAGAGCUUACUUCACAGCCCCAGCAUAUGGAGGUAGCAAAGCCGCCAUUUUGCACCUUAUGAAGCAUACCGCCACAAAUCUGGCCCCGUACGGCAUACGAGCAAACGCUUUAGCACCGGGACUCUUCCCCUCGGAAAUGACAACCAACAUGUUGAGCGGCCGCAAUCCAGAUGAGGAGACACGAGACAACCCAUUCUGGAUCCCGACGCAGAAGUUUGGCGGCGAGGAGGAAAUGGCUGGGGCGAUUCUGUACCUGGCCAGUCGCGCAGGGUCGUUCACUCACGGCAAUGUUAUUCUGAACGACGGCGGCCGUGGAUCAGUCAUCCCAGCGACCUAUUGA
Molecule: messenger RNA, 903 nt
Organism: Diaporthe amygdali
Lineage: Eukaryota; Fungi; Ascomycota; Sordariomycetes; Diaporthales; Diaporthaceae
Product: short chain dehydrogenase/reductase
Exons: 3
Coding region: 1-903 (300 amino acids)
Molecular function (GO): oxidoreductase activity
Source: RefSeq, a predicted model, not a curated record